Messenger RNA from Penicillium daleae, 585 nucleotides. RefSeq lists its product as uncharacterized. Lineage: Eukaryota; Fungi; Ascomycota; Eurotiomycetes; Eurotiales; Aspergillaceae. The transcript has a single exon. The record is from RefSeq and is a predicted model, not a curated record. The coding region runs from base 1 to 585 and encodes 194 amino acids.
AUGUCACCCAAAGCCCAAGUCAAGAUCGAUAUCCGUCAAGCAUGCGACAAGCUCCUGGACAGAGCGGAAAACGAGAUCCAUCUACUAAAACAAGAGGUCGAACGGCUCAGCACGGAGAAGGAUCAACAGGCACACGAUUCUUCUCAGUUGAUUCAUCAACUUAGAGUGGAAAAAGCCCAAGUGGCUGACCAGCUCCGCCAAUCUGUCACAAAUACGGAGUCUGCCAUCACCACAUGCCAGAAACUUGAAAGCGAAGCGUCUCAGCUCAAACAGCAACUUCACGAUGCCCAGCAUAACCAGCGAGACUAUGUUGCUUGGAGUGAAAUCCAGCCGAUUUUCAGUCGGAUACGCGGCUUGUUCUUAACUGGGAAUACUUUGCGGGAAGAACUACAGGCUUUUGAGAACCGAUAUAUGGGGAAACAACUACCGGGAGAUGGAGUGAUCCAGGACUCAUGGUCGAAUCCUAAUGUAUCAUUCGGAAUGCUGGAUCCGAGCGUUCUGUCGGGCUUCGCAGUCACAAAUAAUUUCGCAUUGAACACGCCGCAAGUACCACCGCUGCCGGGUCAGUAUCCAGCUUUGUCUUGA